Stegodyphus dumicola is the source of this 3905-nucleotide messenger RNA. Its product is annotated as extracellular signal-regulated kinase 2-like. Lineage: Eukaryota; Metazoa; Arthropoda; Arachnida; Araneae; Eresidae. The record is from RefSeq and is a predicted model, not a curated record. Gene Ontology annotation, biological process: protein phosphorylation. Gene Ontology annotation, molecular function: MAP kinase activity; ATP binding.
UUUUAGUCCGAGUGAAUUUUUGUGUUGUUUUGAGUGUAAUGUAGUUUUGCUCAGAAACUGAUGGCGGUAUGGGGGACGUUGACCUGUAUGUAGCCGAAAUGUACGAUGUUUCUAAGCGUCUCGGAAAAGGUGCAUAUGGGAUAGUAUGGAAAGCAGUUGAUAAAGUCAACAGGAAGACUGUUGCUGUGAAGAAAAUCUAUGAUGCAUUUAGAAAUAGGACAGAUGCUCAGCGUACAUUCCGGGAAAUAUGGUAUUUGCAAGAAUUCCAGAAUCAUCCUAAUAUUAUAUCACUUUUAAAAGUUGUGAAGGCCAAAAACAAUAAAGAUAUUUAUUUAAUAUUUGAUUUUAUGGAAACUGAUCUUCAUCAGAUGAUAAAAAAGGGAACACUGAAAGAGGAAUGGAAACAUGGUUUUAUCAUUUAUCAGUUGCUUUCAGCUAUUGCAUAUAUACAUUCUGCAAAUGUUAUUCAUAGAGAUAUUAAACCGUCUAAUAUACUCAUGAAUAAUAGGUGUGAACUGAAGCUGGCUGACUUUGGUUUAGCACGUUCUCUAGAACAGAGUGGUGAAUAUGCCUCUGACCCUACUUUAACAGAAUAUGUUGCUACCCGAUGGUAUAGAGCUCCAGAAAUCCUCCUUGGCUCUAAACAUUAUACAAAAGGUGUUGAUGUUUGGAGUGUUGGUUGCAUAAUGGGGGAAAUUAUUGGUGGGAAGCCUCUUUUUCCAGGAACUUCAACUCUUAAUCAGGUUGAAAGAAUAAUGGCUGCUUUGCCUCAUCCUUCUCAGGCAGAUAUUGACAGUUUAUGUAGUGGUUAUGCUGCUUUUGUAUUGGGGAGAGCUGCAAACAAGCCUAAACGCCUUUUAAAGAAUGUUCUCCAUAAUUGUUCUAAUGAUGCUCAAGAUUUGCUUUCAAAGCUGCUUACAUUGAAUCCAAACCACAGACUUACAGCGAAAGAUAGUUUGUAUCACCCUUAUUUUUCUCGGUAUCAUGGUCAGGAAAUACCCUCUCAGCUUGAUAAAGCUGUUCCUCCGUUAUGUGAUGACACAAAACUCUCUGUGGACCAUUACAGAGAUAAGUUAUAUGAGAUGAUUAGUGAAAAAGCUGAAAGAAGAGAAAUGUCACCUAUACCCCCAAUACAAAUGACUUCAUUUGCAGAGAAAAGGAAUGAGAAGAGAAUAAUUAUUAAGCAGCGUACGUUUGAAGAUAUUCCUACAAUUGAUGAGAGAAAAGAAGCUCUUUUGAGAAGUCAGAUAGCUAAAAAGCAACCAAUGGCUCCAAUGGCUAGGAAGACUUUGACACCACCUUUUCUGUCAGAGCGUGGAAAAUUUAGCUUAGGCUUCCGACAUCCAGUUGUUCUUCGAGGACAAAGCAGUAAUGCAGUGGCUCCAACUUCAGAUGAAGUACCUGAAGGAAAAAUAUCUGAAAAAAAAUUUGGCCGACGUCAGUUUGGUAAUCUUGCUAAUCAUUCCGUUUGCAGCUCUGCAAAAGCAGCUCUUCAGAAUUAUAGUCAAGAUUUAACUUAUGGGACAAUUACAGUUACUGCACUUCAGGCUCUCAAAGAGAGACGAUGGUGAAAUUUAUCUACUCUUUUCUACUUCUCACAGUUCUGUUUCUUCACUGUAAUAAAAUACUUUAUUUUAGUGUAAACCGUUCUCCACAGAAAAGAUGCAUUUCUUUUAAUUAGAUACCUUGGAAAUUUGUCUUCAUUUCUAAACUGUUAUGUUGCUUUAUCAUAAAACUUUUCUGCUGCCAUAUGUGUUAGGACAUCUAAAGAUUUUCUUUGCACAAAAUUUUAAAAAGUAAUAUAUUAAAAAAAAUUAAAUGAUCUAUUUUAUUUUAAAUAGUUCAUGAAUGAAUUCAUUUUAUUUGAUGUCAGAUUACAAAAAUGGAAUUCUUUAAAAGUUAUAAUUACUUUAAAAUUUGUAACUGGAUGAUUAUAUGUGGGUUUCCAAGUUGUAAGAAUAUUAAGAAGCAUUCUCGAAUGUCUCAGCUAGAGCUCUCAUUAGACAAGUUAUAGGAUAGGAAAAGUAAUAAUUUGAAGUCCAGAAUAUUGUGUUAGCUGCAAAUCUGGAUUUCUUAUUUUUAAUAAUAAUCUAAAUUUAUCAUUUAGAAAAAUAUUUGUCUAAUUUAUGACUUAAAAUGGGAUAAUGAUGUAAGGAGUUAAUUAUACAUUCCGAUUCUUUAAGUUAAUAAUAUAACUUUGUUUUAAAAUUUUGGGCAAAACUGGAAGAAAAAUUACAUCAAUAUUUUUUAUACAAAUGUUUUUUAGCCUUUUGAUGUGAAUUUAAUAUAUAUAUAUAUUUCUAUAAUAUUUUAAAGAAAUUUAGAUCUAUUUCUUGCAUUAUUGCAAUGUAAACGAUCAUUAGCAUUGUUGCACACUUUUCUCCCAUAUGUUUCUCUAUCUACUUGUGUGAAAUUGAAACCACUGGAAUUUGUGACUAGAUUAGAUGGCAAUUUUUAUAGUAUUUAAUUAAGCUAAUGAAGAUAAACUGUCCAAUAACAAAAGGCUAUGAAAUAUAUUUCGCACCUUAUUUUUUUGCAAAUAUUCAUGUAUAAAUUUAGAAAACAUUUUGUUUUUAUGUAAAAAAUGGGGCAUAGUGUUUCUCAACCAGUAUAUUUUGAUGCCCUAUAAAGUGCAUCAUAGAAGUUUUGAAAUUAAAGACAUAUUUUAAAUUAUAUGUUUUAAAAUUUUGCUCUCAUUUUUAGAAUCGUAUUUGUGCAAAUCAAUAUUUUUUAUGGUGAGCUGAAAAUCUAAGACUAAUGCAUUUUUAGGAUGAUUUAUAUGUGGGUUUCUAAGUUGUAAGAAUAUUAAGAAGCAUUCUCGAAUGUCUCAGCUAGAACUCUCAUUAGACAAGUUAUAGAAUAGGAAAAGUAAUAAUUUGAAGUCCAGAAUAUUGUGUUAUGAUAUCUUGAAUUACUGACUGAAAAAGGUUGAGAAUUGCUGAAUUAUAAAGUUGUAGUGUAACUAGUAGUUUUUCAGAAUCAUGAACAUAUCGCAUUAUUCAUCAUAUUAAACUAUAAUAUCUUAGUCGUAUUAAAAAAAAACAAUUUCUUUAAUGAAUAAUUACUAAAAAUUUUCAAAAAUAUGUCCUAUUGUGAUGUAUAUUAUAUUAUCUGUUUAAUGUGCAUAAAAUUUUAAAGAGAAAACUUUUAGUAAUAAUGUAAAUAAACACUGGCAUAAAUAAUUUCAUAAUUUUUUUCAUAUGAAGAGCCAUGCAUUGAAAGUUUUUUAUAAUGAUCUUUUUGUAUGAUUACUUGAAGCUGACUUAUUUUGGAGUUAAAUGUAGCAAGUAAAGGAUACAGAACAGAAAAGAAAUGUAUUAUUUCUUAGUAUUUAUUGAUUAACAGACAUUUUCUCUGCAUGUUUUAAAAUAUUAUUUGAUUAUCGGUUUGCAAGUUUUCAUCUAAUUAUUUAUGCAUAUCUUUUAUGAAGGUGUUAUUUAUUUGAAUCAGUUUCCAUUUCAUCAAAUCAUAUACAAAUUUCCUGAAGUGUUUUAACUUUAGGUGAGAGAUCAAAUAUUGCUAGUCAUGUCAUUAUAUUUCAAAUUUUUAUUCUUUAUAUCUUUGAACAGUGCCAUAUCCUUUUAAAAAUAUUGAAAUUUAUGAUGCAUCCAUCAACCUCCAAAAUUAUGCUUAAAUAUCUGUGUUUUGUGUAUUUUCCUGUGUAUAUGCUGUAUGAAACUGUUAUUACACAGCACAAUUUUUAUUGAUGGCAAUGCAAGAAAUACUUAUCCUAUUUUUAAAUUCUAGUCAUCAGAUAUUAGUAUUUUUAUGCAAAACUGUGUAUAUUUUUAUUUUAAGAUAAAUUGCAAUAUUCAGAGAGAAGAGAAUUCUUUUGCUUCUGGCAAAGAGGGACCUGUAUCUGUUCACUCUUGAAACUGAUACAAUUAAAUUUGUACCAAACACAA